AUGCCCAUCACGAGGAGUAAGAAGACCUUUGAAGUCAGAGAGAACACCUUUGAAGCUAGAGAGAACACCUUUGAAGUCAGAGAGAAGACCUUUGAAGAUAGAGAGAAGUCCGCGCCCGCCUCCGCCGCGCCAAUGGUACUCAUCGAGAGAGACACGGCCGCGCUCCCGCGCACCACGACGUCAGCCAUGCUCAUCGAUGAACAGCCUGCCAGCACGUCGGCAGCGUCCGCGAACACGGUUGUCCCGCAACGACGACUCGUCACGUCCACGGAAGGGGGGCAGGUGCAAGUCCCGCCUGUCAGAGCAAGUACCCGCUCCGUGCGAUCGAUGCGCUCCACAGCAAGUACGGCGGCGCGCAUCAGACAAGCCGAGCUUGACGCGGAGAUACAAUUAGCUGAAAUGAAACAGCAGGAACUCCGUCUAGAAGCCAUCAAGGAAAUCGCCGCUGAAACGCACACGGAGGAACAGCAACGCGUCCACGACUGGUUGAUUGAAAUGGAAUACAGCCAGCCGCGGGGGGAGGGACGACGCCCGCCUCAGCACAGUAUGGAGCCUGUUCUAUGCGCGAGAAACGCGCACGCGAGCGAGCGAGAUGGAAGAUGGAAUCGAGAGGCACGAGGGAAAGAGACGGAACUACGCCCGCCUAGCCCUAUUCCUAAUCAACGUACGAGCUUUCAUGCGACGAAUAAAGAAGAGGACACGGUCGAUAGAAUAGCACAAGCGCUAGAAAAGAUCGUGAAUAAACGUCCGGUGCCCCGCCAAGCCCACGAGCUGCCUACGUUCAGCGGCGCCGCGACGGAAUGGCUACCCUUCAAGGCGGCCAUGCGGGAUUCUACGACGAUGUACAAGUAUUCCGACUACGAGAACCUCGCACGGCUACGGAACUGUCUACGAGGGAAAGCACAGGAGACAGUCGCCGCGCUGCUAUACUCGGCGACUAGCCCCGACGAGAUUAUGCGAACAUUGGAGCAAUGUUUUGGAAGACCAGAGAUGUUGAUCGAACGAGCGAUAGAAGAUAUAAAGAAGUUACCUAAGUCCGGUACGUCCGCGGGCGAAUUGAACACCCUCGCGGUCAAGUUGAAGAACAUCGUAUGCGUGUUAGGUGGCGUCGAUGAAAGAGGAUAUCUCCGAAACCCCAUGCUCACACGAGAGGUCAUCGAGAAGCUAAGCCCACAUCUCAAGUCUAGGUGGUAUGACUUCGCCUACGAACACGGAGACCCAUCGGAAGCCGAGAUAGCAACGCUGUCAAGAUUUUUGGAACGUGAGGCCGACCGUGCGAUGCGAUUUUCAUACGCCACAUCGCCCCAGUCGCUGAAGGAGACUUUCAACAAUCAAGAAAAGAAGUCGUUUUCACGUGAAAGGCCACGUAAAGACGUGAAAGUCUACGCAACCACUGAAACACCCACCGCACCGACCGUCGAGAGAGAAAAGGAAGCCGUCACAAAACGAUGUCUAUGCUGCGGCGGCAACCACGACGUACCCGAUUGUAAGAAAUACAAGAGGAUGACGGUCAACGAACGAUGGCAGUGGGUGAAAGAAGAGAAAAUAUGCUUCAAGUGCAUCAACGGAAAGCACAGGAGAUUCACAUGUAAAGCAAAGAGGUGCGGAAUAGAAAACUGUCUCUUACCUCACCACAGUACGUUGCAUAUGGACACGUCGCCCGCCGCAGCUACUCAACCGAAGUCACCGCCAGUAAACGAGGAAAAUGUCUUGUCCGCGUCGGCCACUACAAGCGGCCCGGUCAAGGUGUUACUGAAGGUGUGCCCGGUGGAGAUACGCGUACCGGGAGGACCGUCAUUGAAGAGGUAUGCGCUACUAGACGAAGGCGCUACCAUCACGCUCAUGGACAAAGGCCUAGCGAACGAACUCGGCGCCAGAGGACAUGUGAGCCCGCUACACAUACACGGGGCCACAGCGAGUCAAAAGGAGACGCAAAGUCGUGUCGUCAAGAUCGAAGUACGAGGCCAACAUGAAGAGCAGUUUCACGACAUUACCGCCCACACGGUGAAACAACUUACGAUCGGAAGCCAGACGGUGAAAAGGAAUUUCGUCGAAUACGAACACUUGAAGCACCUACCACUCGACGACAUGAGUUACGAAUCGGCGCGCCCGAGCCUACUGAUCGGCGCCGACAACUGGCAUCUGAUUAUCUCGAAGGAAAUCCUCAUCGGCAAACGCUACGAGCCCAUCGCAUCACGCACCGAGCUGGGAUGGACGAUACAUGGCACGGUGCCGCGGAGCUUGUACCGAGGGGAGGAUCAACUAGUCCUCCACGUACACGCCAAGACGGAAAAAGACGUGAGGAACUUCGCUAAUGAAGAUGAGGAAUUAAACGCGCUCAUCAAAACACACUACGACGUCGACGCCCUAGGAAUUGCCUUGAUAACGAAGCCGAGGAAGGCCGAAGAGAGAGCGAUCGACAUCUUCAAUAAAACCAUCGAACGAGUCAACGGAAGAUAUCAAGUGGGCCUGCCAUGGAGAGACGAGCAAGUAGUCAUGCCGCCCAGCUAUGAGAUGGCUUUCAGGAGACUGCGGACUAUCGAGAGGAAGAUGGAUCAGUCCCCCGAAUUCCAGGCAGCCUACACAAGCCAGAUAGAGAACCUACUCACGAAGGGAUACGCCGCAGUAGCUAACGGAGACGAGAGAGACAACGACAAGUCAUGGUAUCUACCUCACUUCGCCGUGACGAACCCUAACAAGCCAGGGAAGGUACGCCUAGUCUUCGAUGCAGCCGCCAAGUCGAGAGGAGAGAGCCUGAACGAUCACCUCCUAGAUGGACCCGACUUACUGCGAGCCUUACCGGGAAUUCUCUAUCGCUUCCGAGAAAAAGAGGUCGCCGUCACCGCCGACAUACGUGAGAUGUUUUUACAAGUAAAGAUUCGCCCUGAAGAUCGACCGGCUCAAAUGUUCCUGUGGAGAGGCAACGAACGAAAGAAGCCACCCACGGAAUACGUCAUGUCAUCGAUGAUAUUCGGCGCUCGGAGCUCACCAUUCCUAGCGCACAGUGUGCGCAACCACAACGCACGCGCGCACGCUGAGACACACCCCGUGGCCCUCCGAGCGAUAACAGAGAGUCACUACAUGGACGACUUCGUGGAGAGCUACGCGACCAAGGAGGAAGCAAGACGAGCAGUACACGAAGUAACCUACGUACACGAGCAAGCCGGGUUCAUACUAGCCGGCUGA
Molecule: messenger RNA, 3186 nt
Organism: Pectinophora gossypiella (pink bollworm)
Lineage: Eukaryota; Metazoa; Arthropoda; Insecta; Lepidoptera; Gelechiidae
Exons: 2
Coding region: 1-3186 (1061 amino acids)
Source: RefSeq, a predicted model, not a curated record